UAGCACGGAUAUGCAUGGACCAAUUUCAGAUAGACUGAAAAUUCUUGAUCAGUAUUUUUACAAGAUUAAAGAAACUUUUGUGUGUGAGAAAUACAUGUAUGAAGGACUUGAUCAAAAUAUUUUGACAGCUUAUUUUAUUUGAUGGUUGAAAAAAAAACUGAGUGGAAUUAAAUGUAUGUGAGGUGUAUGCGAUUGAAAUUUUACAAAGUGCAGCAUGUACAUAUAAAUAGAAUGCAUGAACCUAUCUAAGGUCCAAAACUCAAGUGUCAAGUAAAUAUGUACACAGAUAAACCGAUAUAUACAGAUUGUACAUGUAUACGUAUGCAGCACAACAAAAAUCCCAAGCUCUAUAUAUAUAAACCAUGUCACACGACUUGAUAACGAUGCUGUGUUUGUCCAGCGCCAUCUUUACCAGAUCUGCCCCAUCAAAAGCCUCAACUGUUUGUGCUCUUUACGUGAUAAACAUCAUCUUUAAUAGAUUAGACUGGGGAUUCAAAAAAGAUGCCUAAAGCCAAUCGGUCAGCCUCAGCUCAAGCAUCCGGGAAAGGGAAGGAUGCCAGGAAGCUGCGCCGGUCACCUCGUUUGUGUGCUAUCCAGUCAGGAGUGCGUGGACGGCAGUCACAGCUGGAGGAUGUAACGACUCCGGAAGUGGGAUGCCAGCAGCAAGGUUGGGACCGAGCAGAGGAGCCGAAGCUUGACCAAGUUCCUGGACCGAGUAGGGGAAGUGGACCACGCCAACGACGAAUCCAGGCAAAGAGCCAAACUCCUCCCCAGAUUGAUCCCAAGCUUUCAUAUCUGAGCUUCACCCCGGGUCAGAGGAUUGGUGACAUCAAUCUGGGCAAGCUGGCCGUCAAAGGCAAGUGGGAGAUGCUACGUGAGUUUGGUAAAAGAGGAAGUGGUCCAGGAAAGUUUGAUGGGGUUGUAGAUAUUACUGCUACUCAACCUGGUGAGAUUGCUGUGGCAGACUAUAGGAACAAACGAGUGGUCAUCUGCAGCAAUGAGGGACAACACAAGGGAACCAUUCCCCUACAACGUCCACUGGCAGUUGCAGCCAUCCACAAUCCUGAGCAACGCUUGCUUGUGUUGGAAGAUGGAAGCAAGUAUGUCAAGGUGUUCAACAUGAAGGACAACACUCUUGACUUCAAAUUCCCAACGGUAGCACCGAGUGAGGUUGAGGAGACACAAGUGAACCUAAAGAGCACAACAGUCAGGACAAACGGUAUUAUUUUAGUAGGAGACAUAGAAAGAAUGGUGUGGACUGAACACAGACCCACUGAUGGUGAGAUCCUACACACCAUACCAGUGCAGACUCCACCUCAAUUCCUGGCUGUUGAUGACGACACUGAUAGAGUUGUGGUCAGUGGAUUCCACACAAAGAAAGUGGAUAUUACCGACUGUAAAGGUUCUAUACACACCACCAUCAAACCAACUAUCAAUGGUGGGCCAGUGUGGUGUGAUGGUGUAUGCUGUGACAGCUCAGGCAUCUACCUUGCAGUGGACCAAGGUGCAGCUGGCACUGGUCAUAUUCACCACUAUGACCAAGAUGGCAGGUUUCUUGAUUGCGUGGAUCAGGGUCUGUGUUUCCCACUUGGAAUCACAUUCACAUCCAAUGGCCAGCUGGCAGUGGCUGAACACUACUUCAUCAAGAUGUAUCACAAGGUGUGAUGUCAUCCAACAUGACAUUGGCUAGCAAUCAUCAUCAUCCCAACAGCAAAUGUUGAGGAUGAAAUUGUCCAGUCAUUACAGCACCAAUCAACAUUCAUGUCCCAGUCAUAUCACAUCUCUCCUCAAAAAUCCAAACUGCCAGAUCCCUCUGAUGUGAACCAUUUUACCAUACAAAUUCUUAAAUAAACAGUGCAUCAAUUACAUUUUGUUACUAUACAAAGUCUUAUAUAAACAGUGAUUUGACUACAGCUACAUUAGAUUUGAUUGGGGGACAAUUUGUUUUAAUCUUACAUGCAUGAUGACUUGAAUCUAUUGUUUGUCUAAAUUAAAAGGUAAAUUUGAAAGGAGAGGGGAGUUUAGUGGGUGUUGAGGUGUUUGAAUGUAAUGACCCCCGCCUCCUCAACCCAACACCCCUCCCUCACCCAGUACAUGGAUUGCCAUCAAUCUAUCCAAUACUUACCAACU
Patiria miniata (bat star) is the source of this 2130-nucleotide messenger RNA. RefSeq lists its product as uncharacterized. Lineage: Eukaryota; Metazoa; Echinodermata; Asteroidea; Valvatida; Asterinidae. Gene Ontology annotation, biological process: negative regulation of translation; protein polyubiquitination; proteasome-mediated ubiquitin-dependent protein catabolic process. The record is from RefSeq and is a predicted model, not a curated record. The transcript has 4 exons. Gene Ontology annotation, molecular function: protein binding; translation repressor activity; ubiquitin protein ligase activity. Bases 502 to 1665 code for a protein of 387 amino acids.